Dipodomys ordii (Ord's kangaroo rat) is the source of this 1233-nucleotide messenger RNA. RefSeq names its product GDP-D-glucose phosphorylase 1 (gene Gdpgp1). Gene Ontology annotation, biological process: glucose metabolic process. Gene Ontology annotation, cellular component: cytoplasm. The transcript is spliced from 2 exons. Gene Ontology annotation, molecular function: GDP-D-glucose phosphorylase activity. Lineage: Eukaryota; Metazoa; Chordata; Mammalia; Rodentia; Heteromyidae. The record is from RefSeq and is a predicted model, not a curated record. The coding region runs from base 39 to 1190 and encodes 383 amino acids.
CACGAGCCUUUGCCAUCUACACCUGGGCAGGCCAGCCCAUGGCGACUCCCGGUGAUCUAAAUGAAACUUCCUACCUACUGUCUCCCAACACCUCGGACUGGGACGGGCAAGUGGUCCCUGACUUCACCUAUGGGCAGGAGGAACUGGUGGUGGAGGGGGUUCAGUGGCCACAGGUCCCCAGUGCCCUGGACACACAGCUGCAGUCCCGCUUUGAUGCUGCCCUGUGCGCGGCCUGGGCACAGCGGGUGGAGCUGGGGCUCUUCCGCUAUCGCCUGGGCGAGCUGCGGACGCAGAUCCUGCCGGGCACCGUGGGUCUUGUGGCUCAGCUGAACGUGGAGCGCGGGGUACAGAGGCGGCGACCCCAGGACGUCAGGAGUGUGAGGCAGGCCUUUGACCCCCAGCAGUUCAACUUCAGGAAGAUCCCGAGGGGAGAGGUUCUUUUCCGUCUGCGCCCCGAUCCCCGUGAUCCCCGGGAUGGGGACAGUGACAUCCUGGUGGUGAUCAAUGUGAGUCCCCUGGAGCGUGGACACGUGCUGCUGGUGCCCGAGCCUGCCCUCGGUCUCCCGCAGCGCCUGCUGCCCGGGGCGCUGCGGGCCGGGCUGGAGGCUGUGCUGCUGAGUCUGCACCCCGGCUUCCGCGUGGGCUUCAACAGCCUGGGGGGGCUGGCUUCCGUGAACCACCUCCACCUGCAUGGCUACUACCUGGACCACAGGCUGCCCGUGGAGUGGGCUCCAAGCGUCCCCCUGGAUCCCAAAGGCCGGCUGCACCUGCUCCGGACACUCCCCGCGCCGGGCUUCCUCUUCUACGUGGGCAGGCCAGGGCUGGACGUGGAAGCCGUGGUCAGCAGGGUGUGCCGGGCCACCGACUACCUGAGCGAGCACGAGAUUGCACACAACGUGUUUGUGACGCGCGGGGCUCCACCGGGAGAGGCGGUGCCCUCCUCUGCGCUCUCGGGGCUCCGCGUCAUUCUGUGGGCCCGGAAGCCCAGCUUUGGGGUGAAGGAGGGUGAGGCCUUCAACGUGGCCCUCUGUGAGCUGGCCGGGCACCUCCCUGUCAAAACCUCCCAGGACUUCGGCAGCCUGACGGAGACGGCGGCCGUGGCCCUCAUUCAGGACUGCCUGCUGCCCCCGGCUCAGACGCAGGAGGUGCAGGCUGCGCUGGUGGCCCUGGUGGCGGGGGAGUCACCCUAGCCCUGGGCCGUGGUGAGUGCCCGUCCCUCGGCUGUCGGAAUUC